Molecule: messenger RNA, 2166 nt
Organism: Metarhizium acridum CQMa 102
Lineage: Eukaryota; Fungi; Ascomycota; Sordariomycetes; Hypocreales; Clavicipitaceae
Biological process (GO): protein folding
Cellular component (GO): endoplasmic reticulum
Molecular function (GO): protein disulfide isomerase activity
Source: RefSeq, a predicted model, not a curated record
AUGAGAUCGAGCAUCCUGUCGCUCCUGGCCAGCGCGCUGACUCUGGUCAGGGCGGGAGUGUCUGGAGGCUCGGACACAGAAAAGGAUGCUGUCGAGAGCACCAUAUUUAAUAACCAGACCGUUCCACCGCUGGUUGAGCUGACACCAUCAAACUGGGCCGAUGAGGUCAAAAAGAGCAAAUGGCUUUUAGUCAAGCACUUCAGCCCCUGGUGCGGCCACUGUAUAGCGUUCGCCCCAACAUUCCAGACACUGUAUGAGUUCUAUUACACAUCGAAACCCAAAGACGAUUCAACUUUCGAGAACUACUACGACUUCAGAUUCGGUGUGAUAGACUGCACUGUUUAUGCAGAUCUCUGCGGCGAGCACGACGUUGCGUCAUUCCCUACGACAGUUCUGUUCGAAAACGGCGCAGCGUUCGAUCGGGUUCAAGGCGCCAAGGGUAUGACCGCAAUUAGCGAUUUGGUUGAAAGGGGGCUCGAAAAAGAACAUCCUGGUUCCCGGUCCAAGACUAUAGACUUGCCAGAGCCUGGUGCUACAGAGUCCCCCAAGAAAACUCCAACCACUUCACAGGAUGAUGUCAACAAGGAUGAGGAGCCCAAGAAGAAUGAAGAGCCCAAGAAGAAUGAGGAGCCCAAGAAGAAUGAGGACGCCAAGAAGGAUGAGGGCGGCAAGCCUUCCAACAAGCCAUUGAGCAACGACUGGAAAGUCCCCACAGCUGGAGAAUUAGAAAAGGAGAGGAGGCCGAAAAAACCAAGUGUCACACCUAACCCUGAGGGUGUAUCAAUUCCUUUCGCGGCCGAAGGCUUCCAAAAAUUAGUGACCCAGACCCAGGACGCUUGGUUCGUCAAAUUCUAUGCCCCCUGGUGUCCUCAUUGCAAGGCGAUGGGCCCUACUUGGGAGCAACUUGCCAAGACAAUGCGAGGCAAGUUGAACAUUGGCGAAGUCAACUGCGACAAGGAGUCUAGGCUCUGUAAGGACGUUCAUGUCACGGCAUACCCAACGAUUAUGUUCUUCAAGGGCGGCGAGAGAGCGGAGUACUUGGGUCUUCGUGGCCUGGGCGACUUUGUACAAUUUGCUGACAAGGCAGUCGAUCUCGCCAGCGGCAUUCCCGAUGUCAAUGCAACGUCAUUCAAAGCAAUGGAGGAGACUGAGGACGUCAUAUUUGUAUACUUUUACGAUCAUGCCACGACGAGUGAGGAUUUCAGAGCCCUGGAAAUGAUCCCGCUGAGUCUCAUUGGUCACGCUAAACUAGUCAAGACCAAUGAUCCCACACUGUAUGAACGCUUUAAGAUCACAACCUGGCCCAGGCUACUGGUUUCACGAGAAGGCAGACCAACCUACUAUCCACCAAUCACACCCAAUGAAAUGCGAGAUAAGAACGAAGUCUUAAACUGGAUGAGGUCCGUAUGGCUUCCCCUCGUGCCAGAGUUGACUCCUUCGAAUGCUCGCCAGAUAUUCAAUGGCAAACUUGUGGUUCUCGGUAUUCUUAGCCAUGUGGACAAGGAUUCAUUUUCUAGUUCUCUUCGCGAAAUGAAAAGUGCGGCAAACGAGUGGAUGGACAGGCAGAUUCAGGAGUUUCAGCUCGAGCGUAAGAAGUUACGAGACUCUAAACAAAUGAGAAUCGAAGAGGCCGAAGAUCGAGGGGAUCAGCGCGCUUUGCGAGCCGCCAAGGGGAUUCGUGUUGAUAUGAAUAACUCUGGUCGCAAGGAAGUGACUUUUGCAUGGGUUGACGGUGUAUACUGGCAGCGUUGGAUCCGACAAACCUACGGUAUUGACGUCAAGGAUGGCGAGAAAAUUAUCAUUAACGACGAAGACAACCGUCGGUACUGGGACCAAACGGUAACCGGUAACUACAUUAUGGUUAGCCGUACUUCAAUUAUGGAGACACUUGACAAGAUUGUGUAUGGCCCGCACGUCAUUAAGUACAAGCUUACCGUGUCUACGAUUGAGAAGAUCUUCUUUGACAUCAAGGUCGCCUUCGUCGAGCACCCAUACCUGUCUAUGGGCUGCGUUCUUGGUAUGGCAUUUGGUACUCUGUCGUGGCUACGUGGUCGUUCUCGUCGUGCUCGGGGUGGACACUUCAGACUGGAUGAUGCCAUGGGUAUCAAUCAGCUCAAAGAAGGCCUAUUAGGUAUGAAUGGCAACAGCAACCAAAAAGCUGAUUAG